AUGGCAUUGCAGUUGUGAGAAUAUAUAUAUAUACGAAGAUGAUGUACGAUUCAAUAUUUUCCAGAAGCUUUAACAAGCACGAGCAGAGAAGACUUAAAUAUGGAGCCUUUGUGAGCUGCUUUCUGCUUUUUCUAAGUCUCUGCACAGUGUUCAAGCCUUACUUGGGUCCUAUUCAAGCUUUGAAUCUGAGGCUGUCAGUGGGUGAUGGAGUCAAAAUGAGAAUGGUCAGCGACACCCCUAGCUCUCCAAAAAUAGCAAAAGCAGUUGAAAACAUAGUAGCAAAUAUUAUUGUAAAUGACUCCAGAAGCUCUUCACAAGUGGAAGAAGUUGAAGCCAUUGAACCUAAGAUCCUUGUCAAUGACACUAGCAGCUCUUCACCAGUGAAUGAAGACAAAGACAUUAUAAUAAAAGUUCCUGUCAAUGACACCAGCAACUUCCCGCGAGUAGCUGAAGGAUCUGAAGCUGAAGAAGACAAGUCGACUAAGAUUCCUGUCAAUGACACUGGCAACUCUCAUAUACAAACAGAUCCAGUAACAAAGAAAGAGGAGUCAGAGCUAGUAUGUACUUCGGAAGUGAGAACAGAUUUCUGUGAGAGCCGGGGUGACAUUAGAGUCCAGGGAAGUUCCUCCACUGUCUAUGUUGUGUCACCAGAAACAAGCACCUUGUCAGAAAACAUGUCAAAGAUCGUAAAACCUUAUGCAAGAAAGGGUGAUGCAUUUGCAUUGACCAUGGUGAGAGAAUGGUCAGUGAAACCAUUAAAGGGUAGCAAGCAAGUCCUUCAGUGCUCUCAAAAUCACUCUGUUCCAGCAAUCCUGUUCUCCACUGGAGGUUAUGCAGGAAAUCACUUUCAUGACUUCACAGACAUUCUCAUUCCCAUAUUUCUGACUUCAAGGAAAUAUAAUGGAGAAGUACAGUUUCUUGUAACUAAUUACAGAGCUUGGUGGCUUUCCAAGUACCAAGUACCUCUGAAGAAGUUGUCAAACUAUGAGUUCAUUGACAUCAACAAGGAUGACCAAGUUCAUUGCUUUCCAAGUGUGACUGUUGGUCUCAAACGGUACGAGAAGGAACUGCGCUUUGACCCUUUAAAGCACUCUUAUUCCAUGAAAAAUUUCAGGGAUUUCUUGAGAAGUUCCUAUUCCUUGAAGAGAGACAAAGCUGUCAUCUUAAGAGAUGGUCAAAACAGAAAGCCCAGGCUUCUGAUCAUAACAAGAAAAAGGACAAGAUCUUUCACUAACCUAGACCAGAUAGCCAAAAUGGCAAAGAGGCUGGGUUUUGAGGUUAUCACCAUGGAAGGAGGUGGCAACUUGUCAAAAUUUGCAGAGAUUGUGAAUUCCUGUGAUGUUGUAAUGGGAGUUCAUGGGGCUGGCCUUACCAACAUAGUUUUUCUUCCAGAAAAUGCUGUUUUUAUCCAAAUAGUACCAUAUGGUGGGGUGGACUGGCUUGCAAAACAAGACUUUGGAUUGCCCUCAAAGGAAAUGAACCUAAAGUACUUGGAAUACAACAUAAAGGUGGAAGAAAGCACACUGAUUCAACAAUACCCACCUGACCAUGCGGUUCUAAAAGAUCCUUCAUCAAUUAAAGGAUGGGCUGCAUUUAGGUCUGUGUAUUUGGAGAAGCAAAAUGUGAAGCUUGAUGUUGAUAGGUUUAGGCCAACUUUGCAGAAAGCCCUUGAGCUUUUGCAUGAGUAAGUUGGGUCGUUCGUGAUCAUUAUUUUCCGUUUGUUUUUUCGACAUCUUAGUGUACAUAAUAAAGGACAGAGAAACAUAAUAUACUUAUAUACACGAAAGGAGAAAAGAAGUUCAUCCACAUGAAGACAUUUUGCAGUAAGCUUGAGCAAUGAUGUUGAUUGUUGCUGUAGUCUUUUGUUAUUUCCCUUCAUUAAGUUGCCUUUUUUGUGGCAAAAUGAUUUUUGUUGCAAUGGAGCAAAUUAAAUUAUUGAUUUUAGUUUGUUAUUGGAGAUUUUAUUCAAUGUGGAAAAAGCUCAAGUUGCUAAGCA
This is a messenger RNA of Neltuma alba, 1996 nucleotides long. RefSeq names its product alpha-1,3-arabinosyltransferase XAT3-like. The transcript is spliced from 7 exons. Bases 39 to 1688 code for a protein of 549 amino acids. Gene Ontology annotation, molecular function: glycosyltransferase activity. The record is from RefSeq and is a predicted model, not a curated record. NCBI's taxonomy places the organism in Eukaryota, Viridiplantae, Streptophyta, Magnoliopsida, Fabales, Fabaceae.